AUGGAGCUCGAUGAAAGACCAAUUCUUUAUUCCUAUUGGCGAUCUUCUUGUUCAUGGCGUGUAAGAACAAGUCUCCUUUGGAAAAAUAUUGAUUAUAAUACGAUACCAGUGAACUUGCUGGUUAAUGAACAUAAAUCAGCGGAAUAUACAGCCAUUAAUCCAAUGCAAGAAGUUCCUACACUUGUUAUCGAUGGCAAUACACUCACACAGUCUCUUGCCAUUCUUGAGUAUUUAGAGGAAACUCACACAGAAAAGCCCCUCCUACCUAGUGAUCCGUUGACACGAGCAAAGGUGAGGUCUCUUGUAGGUGCGAUUGCCAUUGAUACUCAACCAGCACAGAAUUUGCGGAUUCUUAAAUACGUUGGAGAUGAAAAAUCACAGGAUUGGGCAAAACAUUGGAUUACUUGGGCCUUCGAAGGGAUUGAGAAGCAGCUUUCGAGCACAGCCGGGAAUUAUUGUGUUGGAGAUGAAGUGACUCUGGCUGAUGUGUGUCUGGUGCCUCAGGUAUUUAACGCGAGAAGGUGCGGAGUAGAUAUGAGUAGGUUUCCGAUUAUUUCGCGUAUAGAUGCCAACUGCGUGAAACUCGAAGCAUUUAAGCUAUCUGAUCCCUAUGCGCAAAUCGAUUGUUCUGAGCCCAAAGGCACAUAA
This is a messenger RNA of Paraglomus brasilianum, 648 nucleotides long. NCBI's taxonomy places the organism in Eukaryota, Fungi, Glomeromycota, Glomeromycetes, Paraglomerales, Paraglomeraceae. The record is from the annotation of a GenBank genome assembly.